CCCUUGCCUUUUUUUUUCUUUCCUAAAACCGAGCCAACCUGUUGAGUGUCUCGGUGCUGGGUGUUGGCGCUCAGAGUGGAGGAAAGUUGCAGCUCUCGUCUCCGUCCGUUUGGGAGAAAUUUCCUCGUGUUUUUGUCGCUGCUGUUGUCGCCGAGUCUGAGCCUCAAGAGCGAAGAUGUCAAAGUUCUGUGCUUUGGUGUUUAUGACAUUCGUGUCUCUGGUGUUUGCAGAAGAACAGAACCCUGAAGAUGACCCCUUCACCUUCGAUUAUCACAGACUGCGUGUUGGAGGCCUCAUCCUAGCUGCUGUCCUGUGUCUCAUUGGCAUCACCAUCCUGCUCAGUGGACACUGCAGGUGCAAGUUCAACCAGGACAAGAGGAGGAGGACAGGAAGCAGUGCUCAGCAGAUGCUCUCUGACCAAGGUCGAGCCUGCGACUGCUAGAUGUGGAUCAGAACACGAUGACUUCCCAAGCCUGCAACCAACAGCCAACAGAGGAGCAGCCGCGGGAUUCCCAACAAGAGAUGCUUUUGUUGUUUAUUUAGGGAGACCCAACAGGAAGUAGUCUGCUGAUGUGAGGUGUGAAGCUUUCUGCCUGAUAACUGAGCUACUGAUCUGCACCUCUGCACAGACACAUAUUUUGUCACUUUCAUUUCAAUCUGUUUUUGGUUUUGGAGAAGUUAAAAAUCCUUUUUUAGGCAGCCAACUUUUGGAGAAAUCGUCCUAUGCGAGAAAUAAAAUGCUUCACUGGUAAAUAGUUUUUUAUUGAUUGGAGUGAACGUGGCUGAAUUCAAUAAUAACACAAACCUGUUACCAAAAAAUAAGUGUCCACAUACUGUAGGUUGUGUCUCGCACUACUACUCCUGUCUGUACUGUAUGUGUAAGGUAAACAUUGAUGUAGAUGUUAGUCGCUUCGUGUGGCCAACCUUACCCACUGUCAGUGCUUUCAUGUCAAAUAGAUGAAAUAGUCGUGAGUAAUUAGAGGGCUGCUGGUAAUUAAUGAGGAUGUGUUUAUUUCCAUGUUUAGCUUUAUGGAGGAGUGUAGUGGAUUGCACUGUUCAGAGUCAUGUUUCUAUAAAAGAACCGUUGAAACAA
Acanthochromis polyacanthus (spiny chromis) is the source of this 1093-nucleotide messenger RNA. RefSeq names its product FXYD domain-containing ion transport regulator 3-like. Lineage: Eukaryota; Metazoa; Chordata; Actinopteri; Pomacentridae. Gene Ontology annotation, molecular function: sodium channel regulator activity. The record is from RefSeq and is a predicted model, not a curated record. The transcript has 8 exons. Gene Ontology annotation, cellular component: membrane. Bases 176 to 442 code for a protein of 88 amino acids. Gene Ontology annotation, biological process: regulation of sodium ion transmembrane transporter activity.